Anopheles bellator is the source of this 3848-nucleotide messenger RNA. It is a transcript of the gene Sam-S, whose product is annotated as S-adenosylmethionine synthase. Gene Ontology annotation, cellular component: cytosol. Gene Ontology annotation, biological process: S-adenosylmethionine biosynthetic process. Gene Ontology annotation, molecular function: ATP binding; methionine adenosyltransferase activity. The record is from RefSeq and is a predicted model, not a curated record. Bases 350 to 1564 code for a protein of 404 amino acids. NCBI's taxonomy places the organism in Eukaryota, Metazoa, Arthropoda, Insecta, Diptera, Culicidae. The transcript is spliced from 5 exons.
CUUUGCGAAGUGAAGACGGGCCUACGCGGGCUCCGAGUGCGUUGCUUUACUGACGAUAGAAAUUUUGCUUCCCUACUAAAAAUAGCCGCCUGUUCUAGCGCAUUCAUAACUGCACACCGAAUCUAACCUUUCGAAGCAAUAAAUAUAAUCCGAUCGGUUUCCUAGCAGCAAUCGCAAAGUGCAACAUCUCCCCCGUGAAGCAGCAGCGCAGGCGGUGAAAAAAGUGCAUCAUACGGCGCCGACAAACCGACCACGGUGGUGCAGUGUUUAGAGGGAAGGAAAGAAGAGAAAACAGUGAAAAGUGUUAGUCUCCUAGUAAAUCGUGUAAGCAACCCUGGUAACCCGCAGAAUGCCACAGUCAAAGAGCAAUGGAUUCGCUGCCUCGAACGGCCACAGUGGCUACGAGAUGGAGGACGGAUGUUCCUUCCUGUUCACGUCCGAAUCGGUCGGCGAAGGACAUCCCGAUAAAAUGUGCGACCAGAUUAGUGAUGCAAUCCUAGAUGCACACUUGCAGCAGGACCCCAACGCAAAGGUGGCCUGUGAAACUAUUUCAAAGACUGGCAUGAUCUUGCUGUGCGGAGAAAUUACAUCAAAAGCUGUAAUUGACUAUCAACGCGUGGUGCGUGAAACGGUGCAACACAUCGGCUAUGACGAUUCCUCAAAAGGAUUCGAUUAUCGUACGCUAAAUUUGCUGGUUGCAAUCGAACAGCAAUCGGAAAACAUUGCCCAGGGAGUACACGUUGAUCGCGAUGAAGACAGUGUUGGUGCUGGCGAUCAGGGGCUUAUGUUUGGUUACGCUACCGAUGAAACGGAAGAAUGCAUGCCAUUGACGGUGGUGCUGGCUCACCGAUUGAACGAGAAGAUCGCCGCGCUUCGCCGUAGUGGAGAGUUCUGGUGGGCCCGCCCAGAUUCCAAGACUCAAGUCACGGCAGAGUAUAUCUUUGAAUCGGGAGCGUGCGUUCCGCAACGCGUCCACACGGUAGUGGUCUCGCUGCAGCACUCGGACAAGAUUACCCUCGAGGAGCUGCGCAAGGAAAUCAUGGAGAAGGUCAUUAAGGACGUGAUUCCAUCCAAGUACCUUGAUGCAAACACGAUUGUGCACAUCAACCCGUGCGGGCUGUUCAUCAUCGGUGGUCCUCAGGGUGAUGCUGGAUUGACUGGACGCAAGAUCAUCGUCGACACAUACGGAGGUUGGGGUGCCCACGGCGGUGGUGCAUUCUCGGGCAAGGACUUCACCAAAGUAGACCGUUCGGCUGCCUACGCGGCGCGCUGGGUAGCGAAGUCCCUGGUGAAGGCUGGUAUCUGUCGCCGUUGCAUGGUGCAGGUAGCUUAUGCUAUCGGGUUGGCCGAACCAUUGUCGAUUACAGUAUUUGACUACGGCACCUCGAAGUACAGCCAGCAGGAACUGCUGAAGAUCGUCUCCAACAAUUUCGAUCUGCGUCCGGGCAAGAUCGUCAAGGACCUGAAGCUCCGCACGCCGUUCUACCAGCGUACCAGCACGUACGGACACUUUGGACGCGCAGGAUUCCCGUGGGAGGAACCGAAGGAGCUGGUCCUGGAAUGAUUGAGCUCGAACGCGGUUCCUGUGACCGCCGCAGAUGCCGCUCACUGUUCUCCUGCUGGUAUUGCCGUAUCGACGAAAAAAACUACGGCUACUGUUGACGAGUCGGAGUCGGUGAGCGUUGCCAAGAAGCCGAAACUAGAUGUGUAAAGGCUACACCACGCCUGCGGUUGGUUUCGCUAUUGUAACAUUUAUUCUGUGGUAAUUUAAGCGCCAGCUACGAUAGGGUUUUGUAAGGGUUUUAUUCUUUCAUUCUCUCAAACAAACACUACACGAUUCAGGAUAGAGGGGGCGCUUAAACAAAUGGCGGCGCUCAGCAGUGAACGUAGAGCACAAUUGAGAUCUACGAAAUGCAACGCAAUUUCUACACAAGCCCCUUGCACUAGUGGCCCGUCUUGCACUGUCGCUUGUGUUUCUUAGUGUUUUUUUUGCUAGAAAUUUACUACGUUGCCAGCGUUGAUCAUCGUACAAUUACUUUUGCAACUGACACAUCGUCUCCAGCAUUACGCGAUGCACUGAGUCAGACCAGCAAGUAAAUGCAGAUAGAAAUUUACGAGUAUAUUGUAAGAAGAGGAAGGAAAAGAGAUGUACGAGGACCAGUUCGCUGAACUCGAGCAGAGCUAGACCAUCCAGUUGGCCACAGUAGGACACCGUUUCAGAUCAAAGUGCGCAGCCGGAAUACCAUCUCCGGGAAUUUUGCCUGCUGCAAAACUUGUUGUGCGGUGCGAAAAAAAUUGCGCUCCCCUCCCGAUGCCACUAAACGGAGGAGAGACACAUGCUUGUGCUCCAAGGUUAAUAAUAUUUCACCGACGAUUGCAUCGAAUAUGAGAUGGUGAAAAAAAAAGUUCGACGUUGAUGGAGUAGUUAAUACGGGAAUCGUGAAAUGGUGCUAUCCGUGGAGCGGCAUUUAGGCACAUUAGGAAACUGCAUUGAAUUAGGACCGCUAUGGCGCGAGUGAAUAGGUUGACCAAUAGUUCAAUCGAGAGGUGUUACUUUCUUUCGGUUGCCAUUCUAUACUAUAGCGUUCAAUUUCUCUAGUCCAACGUAGAAAGGUUUAAUUGGCAGUGGAAGAUAGAUAAAAUGGAAUCCAAAAGGUGCUUGUUUGAGGAAUCGACGAUUCCUGGAACAAUGAAAAUGGACUGGACGCAGAAGACAGCAGUCACAAGUGACCUAUGUUGAUUAUCUAUUGUGCAUGUAAUUCCAAUUUAUAGCAAAUGCUACACCUACCGUACUGCCACGAACUGUUACGUAUCGACAGGAAUGUACUAUCUUCACAUUAUACACAUGAACUAGGAAAGGUGAGGUCACUUGAAACUACGCAUCAUCCGUGGUGCUUCAGUCCACAAAUGACAGGUGGAUUCAGGAUCUACAAUCCGUACCGCUACCAUUGUAAAAGUUACGGAACUUUGCCCCGUUCAUUGGUCGGGCGAGAAAGAUGUUCUUUAAUAAUUUAGGAAAAGGAAAACAGAUUAGCGGACAACUAACCUAGACACCCCCGUUGGUGAUUCAAUUAGCUGAAGCGUUCCAAAUUCAAAGCAGUUUCAUUUUUUUCGCACUUCAGCACACGUUUUGUGUUGUGUUUACGAAAAGGAUUUUAAUUGUGGAAAAGAGCUUUUUCGAAAAUACUCCGGUCCGCUGGGUGGUCGAAGGGUGCUCAUCGGUACGCCAGAAAAAAGCAGAAAAACGUGACAAAAAAGGACAAAAAAAUUAUGAAACGAUAUAAUUACGCUAGUAAACGUAAGCAUACUAUAUAGCUGCACACUCGAGGAAAACAUGGCAUCAAUUGCUUAAACUGUUUUGUGUUCCGUUCACGGUGCCGCAAAGCUUCUCUCGUCGAACGAGACAGUAAGAUUUCAUGCCCCAUAUUGCCAUAUCUUCAUCGAAUGAAAAGAUGAAUACGUGACACGUAAAAUGUUACGUAGAGCCAAUUUCCCAUUGAAAAUAGAGUACUCGAAAUUCGGAGCUAAGCUGUUGCAACUACAAACAACUGACCAUUCGGCUGUAUAGCCUGAACGGAGACUACAAUCACACACUGCACGUACAAGUACAUUAGUUUAGAGAGACUUUAAGGGCAAGGAAAGUGUAAGUGUAAAACUAGAAAAUGUACCGAGACACGCUCUGCCGAGCAAUGCGACGUCCUACAUAAAAAGGUAGUUUAUAAGUAAGAGAUGAAUCAUGAUAGCGCGGUAUAAAAGUUUUGGAAUAGACUUUCUUAGUUUCGCUGUCCCGAUUGGUACUAAUGAAGAAAAUAAUUAAAAUAUUCUUAUUCUGUCAACCCUAGCCGAAA